Molecule: messenger RNA, 3687 nt
Organism: Oreochromis aureus
Lineage: Eukaryota; Metazoa; Chordata; Actinopteri; Cichliformes; Cichlidae
Gene: e2f3
Product: E2F transcription factor 3
Exons: 7
Coding region: 493-1470 (325 amino acids)
Biological process (GO): regulation of transcription by RNA polymerase II
Cellular component (GO): RNA polymerase II transcription regulator complex
Molecular function (GO): RNA polymerase II cis-regulatory region sequence-specific DNA binding; DNA-binding transcription factor activity, RNA polymerase II-specific; protein dimerization activity
Source: RefSeq, a predicted model, not a curated record
AGUCCGGCGACCUGGCUGUUUCAUCUUUGCCGAAAGCACAGCACUGCAAACAAGAGCAGAACUUAAAGUAAAGAAUCGAUCUCACCAGGCUAGUAUCGAUCCGAUGCCGACUUGGUAUCGAUACAAUCGAUAUUUGGAUCGACCCGCCCACCACUAACGUGCAUAGCCAAUAUCCUGUCUCGUGAAAAUCUGGUUUAAAACCAUACCGGGAAAUCUGUGUUUCCAGCUAACAGCUUGAAACACAGCCCUUUAAAACCCCGUCAGGAUGCUCAGUAGAAAUGAUUAUAAGAUAGCAGAGUGACUGUUUCUGCUUGACGGUAAAAGAAAAGCUGGUUUCUUGUUCUUGGAGAGCCCAACAGGAGUGUACAGAAGUUGCGUGGACCCUAAUAGGUCGGGGCCCUCUGUGUGGGGAAUCGCUGUGAAAGUGGAGUUCUUGGAGGCAAAAGAAUAAAGCUGGAGCUGGAAGACGGUGACCCGCCCAAGACCUCCAGGAUGGAGGCAGUGCUGCCAGAGGUCCAUCUGACAAACACCGGAGAAACCAGUCUCGGUUCCCUAAUGCGCAAGCGGGAGAGGUCGCGCUUCGAUACGUCACUGGGUUUCUUGACCCGGAAGUUUGCAGAGCUCCUGAGGUGCUCCACCGAUGGGGUUUUGGAUUUAAACGUAGUGUGUCGGGAACUUGGCGCCUCUAAGAGGCGCAUCUAUGAUAUCACAAACGUCCUCGAAGGGAUCCAGCUCAUCAAAAAGAAGUCUAAAAACCACAUCCAGUGGUGGGGCGGACAACUGAAUGAAGACUAUCAUCCCGAGCUGAAGGCUCUCGGCGAGAAGGAGAGGAAGCUGGACCAGCUGAUCCAAAGCUGUACGGAGCAGGUUCAUGAGCUGUGUGAGGACUGCCACAGUCACAGAUACGCCUAUUUGACUUACAAGGAUAUCUAUAGGAUUCCUGCUCUGAAAGAUCAGACUGUGAUCGUGAUCAAAGCCCCCGCAGAGACUCAACUCGUAGUGCCACACCCACACGAGAGCCUGCAGAUCCACCUCAGCAGCACUCAGGGGCCCAUUGAUGUGUUCAUCUGCUCCGAUGAGCCCCUCCCUAUCGAAGCCACAGGUUAUUCAGCUGCUGACGAGGGCAGUGGAAGUCGUUUAAAUGACAGCGACUCCAUGCUCGAUUUACCCUUCGCGGCCUUCGCUCAGUCUUCCAGAGAAAACGCUAACAGCAGUUGUGGAAUUGAUAAUCUCUCCAAGCUUCAGUCUGAGCCGACACAGCAGCGCUCAUCCCCCGUUUCUCCUAUGCCCUCCACUCUCACCUCCCUCCAGCCCCCCUCUGAGUGCAGUUUUGUUGCUCUCACUCCCCCCGUGGCUUUCUCUCACAAUGAGGAGGGCUGCGUUGUGAGCGUGGCUGACGGGGAGGGCAUCACUGACCUCUUCUCGUCUGUCGACUUGGACCAGUUGCCUCUGGAUAUUCCGCUUCUCUGAACAAUGUGAAGGAAUAAAUGGAAUUUCCAUGUAAACGGGAUAUCAACGGGAUCCAAUAAACUAGUUGAAGGAGCCAAACUUCCAUGUAAUUCCAUUGCCAUCCAGGCCUCUGUUUCUUCUCCUUUGGACUGCAGCUGACACACGCUCUGAGGCAUUUUGUUUCUGUUUUUGAGGCCUGUUUGACAGCUCUUCUCCACAAUGUCAGUAUUUCAGUGUCAUCAAGAAGGACUCUGAUUUGAACCCAGAGCUUUGUCAGUUAUACGGACACUGAACUGGUCUGGAGAGGUGACGUACACCAAAGGUUUAGAAGUCUGUCCAAAGUCAGUCAUUAGACUCUUGCUGCUUGUGUUGGAGCUCUGUGAAGACAAACAGCUGCAGAUGGCAUUCGUACACAACUGUUUGAUGAACAUUGUUGUGCUUUAUUACCGAUUCACUGGACUCGUUGGAGACACUAACGCAGAUUUGUGUCUUAUUAGUUACAGCUGGUGUUGUAUUACCUUGCAGUGAUGGGUAUAUACAAACCUGUCCAUUAUUUGGCCUUCUCUGAUCCAGGUUUUUCAUUUCAGAUACCUUAAGUCAGGGCGAUUUAUCGGUGUCAGUCCAGGCACGGUGCUCUCUUUGCCCUCAGAUUUAUCGUAUUGCAUCGAGGUCAUUUGAAUCGUCUCGAUGUGCGGUUUAAGACUGAGUUUGCGGCUCGGCGUGACGGAAUAAAGGUUUUGACUAUGAAGCCGUUUGUGAUGACAUAACAAAGUAACAGGUGAAUGUUGAUUGGUUAGGCUAUGACCAAUAACUGUUAGGGUUUACUGAUGUGCUGUAACAGUGCAUCACUCUGUCCUACUUAAACUGAACGCCUCAUAGCACAGUGUGCGUUUAAGCCCGUGUUGGCUUUUCUCAGGGUUCGAGUAGCUUUUACACCCGGUGCAAUUUCAGAAGUUAAAGGCUGAUUCAUACACAGUAUUUACUAGAGCUCCACUGAUGUAGGAUUAUUAAGACCUAAACCGACAUUCGGCGAUUUAAAAAUCCGACAUAUAAGCAGCAAUAUUUAGUAAAACCACAUUUCCGUAAGAUUUGGCACGUGUAGUUUAAAAGCACUCUAACUGGAUCUGCUCAAAUCAGCUGCUUGUUGUCUGUGGUGUAACAAACAGGUGUUGCUUACUGAGAAGUCACAGAGGAGUGAUCUCUGGUGAACGAAAAUUUUGCAACAUCAACACUGAAAAUAUGCUCUACAGAUUUGUCUUCUUUCCACUUUUCAACUUUGAUGCGCCAUUAGAAAUGCUGAUAUCUGUCGGGCUCUAGUAUUUACAGUGUUGUCCAGAGUUUGAUGUGUACCAGAGCUUUGCUUUAAUAUUGAUCGCCAGUUUAAAGUGACACUAAAUAUGAUGCCAGACAUUUCAGCAGGUCACUUUCUCAGGUACCGCUGCGGCCUGUGUGCGCGCUCUUAGCUGUUAAGAGGAGUGGGAUUGUCUGACGAUGACACGCUGAACCACUAAAAGCACCGAGGAGAGGCUCUUCCAUUUAAAGCCCGUUCUUGUUUACAGAACAUUUUAAAUUGUGCCUUUUUCACGGCGCACACUUCAGCGAGGUUGUGUUCAGCGCCACUAAAAACAAACGCGUUGCAUUCGGGUGAACUGUUUUGUCAUCGUUCUUGGAGAAUGAAGGGCUUCUGCUGAUGAAAGGACUGUAACACUAAACCCUUUUCAUGCUCACUUGAGCAUCUCUCACGAGUGCUCACCAGAAUUCUUGUCAUUUGUUGUCAGUAUCAAACUAGGACAGCGCCCGGCUCGAGUGGCUAAACUGCUGUAUUUACGAGGCAUUGAACGGCUAACCACUGUUGGCACUCAGAUCUGGUGUUCUGUAAUCCACAGAGUGGGCUAGUCUCUUCACGAUGUGUGUUAUGUUUGCUUGGCAGAGUCGGGAGGCUGUGAAAAGAAACGCUGUCUUCAGUGUUUUUAACAAUUCGACACUAAGAUCUGAUCUAAAGCAGACUUCAGGUUGUUUUUUUUUUUUUUUCCCUCAUGUUAUUUUUACUGUUGUUUACGUAUUCUCAUCAGUUUUGUGUUCAGUUAGAUCCAUUCUGACUCGAGAGCCUUUUUUACCACUGAUUCUGUGUCUCUUAUGCAGCUUUGUAGCCAGAAGACCUUUGCUGAGGGUCGCCCUCUCAUUUCUGUUAAAUAUUGUAUCAAAACUUGAAUAAAUUUGAGCUCAUUUACUUAUUAA